Tyto alba (common barn owl) is the source of this 3044-nucleotide messenger RNA. It is a transcript of the gene ARHGAP27, whose product is annotated as Rho GTPase activating protein 27. The transcript is spliced from 16 exons. Gene Ontology annotation, biological process: regulation of GTPase activity; signal transduction. Gene Ontology annotation, cellular component: cytoplasm. Gene Ontology annotation, molecular function: protein binding. Lineage: Eukaryota; Metazoa; Chordata; Aves; Strigiformes; Tytonidae. Bases 235 to 2790 code for a protein of 851 amino acids. The record is from RefSeq and is a predicted model, not a curated record.
UCCCGCCCCGAGGGGAGGAAACGGGCCGGCUCCCCACCUCCCCUCUCCCCCGGCCGGGGGCCGGGCACCCAGUGCCGGCGUGGAGCCCGGCCCCGUCUUCGGCGAGACGCUGGCAGGAAACCGGGGCGAGUCGGGACCAGCCCAGCGCAGGCACGAGCGGGACCCACUGCCGCGCGCCCCGCCGCCCCUGUCUGCACCCCGACACUGGCUGGAGGUGGAGGUGCCGGGGCGGCCAUGGAGGCAGCGGUGCCGGCGGAGGAAGCGUUGGUGCUGGUGGAGUACGGCUUUGAGUACCGAGCCAAGGACGGGACCUUGGUCUCCAUCAAACCUAACGAGCGCUACGUCCUGCUGAAACGAACCAACCACCACUGGUGGCACGUCAAGAGGAGCGGGGACACCCGACCCUUUUACAUCCCUGCCCAGUACGUGAAGGAGCUGCCCCCCAUCACUGCCCUGGCCCCGCUCGACCCCCCUCCGCCGGGGCACGCCGGGACGGAUCCAGCCACGCUCGCCCCGCAGCAGCCGCCAGCCUACGAGUAUCGGUUCAUCGGCGCCGCCGAGACGGAGGAGCCGGCCGGAGGAUGCUCGGUGCCCGGGAGGGACUCGCUGCCGGCGCUCAGCUCUUUUCGGGUCGCCCCAGGGCUGAGCCCCAACCCCGGUGAGCCCGUGGGACCCUCGCGCUCCCUGGAUGACCUGGCACGGGUGUCGCCGGCACCACGCGGUGCCACCGCCGUGGGGUCGCGUGGGGACCCCCAGGGACAGACUCACCCACUCGUCAAGAGCCGCUCCGAGACCCUCCACGCCCCUGGCAAGGGCAGGGACACGGCCAGGAGGCGGCUGGGCUCCGGCCAUGCGGCUCAGGCGCGCAAGGACCCGGAGGAGCCGCCUGCCCCCAUCUACCUCAACAUCCAGGAGCUGCGGGAAGAAGCCGCAGCUGCCAGCUCGGCCCCGGAGGAGCCCGGAGGCUCCGUCUCGGAUUGGGAAACCCACACGGAUACGGACAGUGGACAUUUGUUUUAUUAUAACCCGGUGACGGGCGAGACCACGUGGGAUUGUCCCUUUGGGCAGGCAGAAGAUGGAGUGAGUCCCGUCGCCUCUCCCGCCUCCUCAGUCACCCACAGCACGGAGUUUCCCGAGUGGGAACAGUACGUGGACGAAGCCAGCGGACAGGCUUUUUUCUAUAAUUCGGUAACAGGUGAGACGUCGUGGGACCCCCCCCACGCGGGAGACGGAAGCAACCCCCAGGAUAUGUACCCUGGGGUGACGCGGUACGGUCCCAUGGAGCAGAGGCCACCCACUCCCGAAACGGACUAUCCCGACCUGUCUCCAGAUGAGCUGGAGGCUUAUCCUGAGGAGGACUACUCGCCCGUGGGCUCCUACGAUCAGGGGGCUGCUCUCUGUUUGUCCCCGAGGCGCCCCGAGGAGCUGUGCUCACCCCCGGGCUGGUACGGGCACAGCCACCCCGAGGGAGCCGUGUUCUGCCCCGAGCACUUCGCCUCCGACACGGUGCCGGCGGGCAGCCGCCACGACCGGGCCAGCAGCAGCUCCAGCCAGGACAGCGGGCUCUUUGCCUGGCACAGCCCCGUGCCGCCGGCGCCGGGGCUCAAGGAGGAGAAGUUUAAAAGCCUCGAAAAAGCCGGGGUGCUCAACCGGACCAAGACAGUGGACAGAGGGAAACGGCUCCGGAAGAACUGGAGCUCCUCCUGGACGGUGCUGGAGGGGGGGAUCCUCACCUUCUUCAAAGACUCCAAGCACUCGGCUGCUGGUGCCUUGCGGCACCCCAGCACCCUGACCACCCCCGAGCACACGGUGGAGCUGCGCGGGGCCACCCUCGCCUGGGCCGGCAAGGACAAGUCCAGCAAGAAGCACGUCCUGGAGCUGAAGACACGGGAGGGCUCCGAGUUCCUCAUCCAGCACGACUCGGAGCAGAUCAUCGCCGCCUGGCAGAAGGCGAUCGCCGACAGCAUUGGCAGGCUGGGCACCGACCUCCCCGGCGAGGAGGAUGCCGAAAGUGGGGCUGAAUUCGGCUCCCGGGAGAAGCUGGGGGGCGGCGAGGAGAAGAGGGCAGCGGCCGGUCAGGGGCUGGGCAGUGCCGGUGGCGAGAGCGACUCCAGCAAAGUCCGGAACAAACUCCGCAAGUUCCUGCAGAGGCGGCCGACGCUGCAGUCCCUGCGCGAGAGGGGCUACAUCAAGGAUCAGGUUUUCGGCUGUUUCCUGCAAGCGCUGUGCGAGCGGGAGCGGGGGACGGUGCCCCGCUUCGUCCUGCAGUGCAUCCAGACGGUGGAGAGGAGAGGUCUGGACAUCGAUGGGUUGUACCGGGUCAGCGGCAACCUGGCCACCAUCCAGAAACUGCGCUACAAAGUGGAGCACGACGAGCACCUGGACCUGGAUGACGGGCGCUGGGAGGACAUCCAUGUUGUCACCGGGGCGCUGAAGCUCUUCUUCAGGGAACUGCCGGAGCCACUCGUCCCCUUCAGCCACUUCGACAAGUUCAUUGCUGCCAUCAAGAUGCAGGACCCAACCAGGAGGGGCCGGUGCGUCCGUGACCUGGUGUUCUCCCUCCCACCCGCCCACCAUGACACGAUGAAGAUCCUCUUCCGCCACCUCUGCAGGGUUAUUGAGUACAAGGAGGAGAACCGCAUGUCGGUGCAGAGCAUCGCCAUCGUCUUCGGCCCCACACUGCUGCGGCCGGCAAGCGAGGAGGGGAACAUGGCCAUGCACAUGGUCUUCCAGAACCAGGUGGUGGAGCACAUCCUCAACCAGUACAGCUACAUCUUCCCUGAUGGCUAAACCCCCCUGGGGACAGGCAUGGGGACAAGCCCAGCAGUGGGGACAUGAAGGAGCAGCGUCUCAGGGGAAGGACUUGGCCUUGUGUCACCUCGGACGAUGGGUGGUGGCAAGCGUGAGGCUCGACGAAGGGCAGCGCGGUGGCCUGGCUCGCUCGGGAUGCGGCUCGAGGGACGGGUGCCGGAGCUGGGGGCACCCCAAGCACCCCGUCCUCCUCUGCCACCCGCUCCCGCUGGGGCCAGAUCCGCAGCGGUUGA